ACCCAGACAGCCGACCAGCCGCCGACAGAGCAGUGUGCGACGACGAGUGCUGAUCUAGAAAAAAAACUACGCAUAGAAUGGCGUGGCUGACUUACGUUUUCGCGGCUGCUUUAAUCUGUGGAGAAGCCUACGGAAAUGCGGUCGUUUUCACCGAGAGCACUUGGAAUGACAUGCUCCAAGACGAGUGGAUGGUCGAAUUUUAUGCGCCUUGGUGCCCGGCGUGCAAGGCUCUCGUGCCGGUCUGGAAUGACUUCGCCGAUUGGGCUCCGCAUUUGAACAUCAGAGUUGGUCAGGUAGACAUAACGCAAAAUCCGGGCCUCUCGGGACGAUUCAUGGUCACCGCGCUCCCAACGAUAUACCAUGUCAAGGAUGGAGUCUUCCGACAAUAUUCGGGCGGCAGAGAUCGCGACUCGCUGAUGAAUUUUGUUCAGCAGCAGAAAUGGUCGCAGGUGAAGCCGAUCUCUAACUGGAAACACCCGAAUUCUAUUCAAAUGUCUACUGUGGCUCAGUUUUUCCGCUGGUCGUACCAGAUCCGCGCUAUACACACCCACCUGGUCGACCACACCGGGCUGCCCUAUUGGUUGAGCUAUGCUUUGUUUGCUCUCGCUACGAUUGUCAUCGGAGCGACUCUCGGACUCCUAAUCGUAGCUGUAAUCGACUUCGUGUUCCCACCGAAAGCUUUGGAAUACCAGCGGAUGAGCGAGUCUGUCUCGCGGGGAAACGACAGCGACCUCGCCGAAGAUGAGAGCGUGGACCAAUCCCCUAAGGCGGAGAAAGACAGUACGGAGUCGGCGUCAAAGAAGAAGAAAAGUAAAAAAUCGAUUGAACCUGUCGGAGACGGCACUCUGGAUUGCUCUCCGUAGCGAUAUUAGUAACGAGCGGUUACAUAUAGAGAAUGCUUUUUCUAUUCGAAUCGAUGACGUGAAAGAUGGUGAGUCUUCCGUCGUGCGCGACGCGUGUACAAAAUUCCGUAAGAAAUGAGAAUUCCCUCUCAGAUCCACUGUAAUUCAAAGGGAGCUUCUGGCUCCGCUUUCCGUCACUGAAGUUGUUAGACAACGAGACCUGUAAGAGCAGCGCAAGAGGUAAAGCUGCGCGUUUCAACCGAACUUUUAGGGUUGGCGUGUGUGUAUAAUAUGAUCAAAUACCCAAAAAAAUUUCGUACUGGGAGCUAAUUGAAUAAUGCUCUGCUUUUGAUGCAAAUAGUUUUCCCGGUGAGCAGCGUGAGCUCAUUAAUUUAUUUAAUUAAAACUGCAUGUUCAAGGUGAAUAUGUUCGGAUGAUGAGCGAAGUGGGACUUCGGGAACAGAGAUAUGCGAAGCCAAUAAAUUUUCGUUGAUUAUUUUUGCAAGAAAAACAAA
Messenger RNA from Galendromus occidentalis (western predatory mite), 1357 nucleotides. RefSeq names its product thioredoxin-related transmembrane protein 1. Gene Ontology annotation, molecular function: disulfide oxidoreductase activity. The record is from RefSeq and is a predicted model, not a curated record. Bases 78 to 863 code for a protein of 261 amino acids. The transcript has 2 exons. NCBI's taxonomy places the organism in Eukaryota, Metazoa, Arthropoda, Arachnida, Mesostigmata, Phytoseiidae. Gene Ontology annotation, cellular component: endomembrane system.